Messenger RNA from Alosa alosa (allis shad), 2158 nucleotides. RefSeq names its product NME/NM23 family member 7 (gene nme7). Gene Ontology annotation, cellular component: centrosome. The transcript is spliced from 12 exons. NCBI's taxonomy places the organism in Eukaryota, Metazoa, Chordata, Actinopteri, Clupeiformes, Clupeidae. Gene Ontology annotation, biological process: GTP biosynthetic process; CTP biosynthetic process; UTP biosynthetic process. The coding region runs from base 960 to 2102 and encodes 380 amino acids. The record is from RefSeq and is a predicted model, not a curated record. Gene Ontology annotation, molecular function: nucleoside diphosphate kinase activity; ATP binding.
CGGGUUUACUGAAUGGUGCUAUUUUGUAGGACGCACCGCUAUCGCUAUCGCUACCCAAACCAAUGUAACGUUAGUUAACGUUAGCUCUAGCUAACGUGUAACAUUAACUGUCAAUGUUGGUUGUUGCUGCUUGCUGGCUGGUUGUUUCAGGCAAUGUUAUGGAUUGAUAUUUAGCGAUAGAUGGCUCAUUUAAGCAGUGUUAGUCGAGCAAUUCGAGUUAAUCCAGGUUUCUUAAAAUGUUACUGUAUCAGUUUCAAAUAAUUUGCUUUGGAACCGAUUUAACUAGCUAAGACAUUAACUUACUAUCAUAUGAUAGCUUGGCUUGGAUAGCCAGCUAGCUAACUACUAACGUCAGUCAUAUUUUAAAUAAUUUUGCAACCUUAGUAUGCUCGCUAACUAGCCUAACCCUAAUUCUGGUCAUGGAAACCGGUAGCAGGGAUAUUUUUAUGACAGACGUGGCAUAAUUUACUAGCCAGUAUGAAAGUUAGCGUUAGCAGCUACAAGCAACAAUAUGGGUAACGUUAUCUUAUCUACAUAUUCGUAAAUGUUUCGUAGCUCAAAGUUAUCAUUACAUUGGGGCCUAGGAACUAGAUUAACUGUUGUUGAGCUGAGAAAUUCAAUUCUGGAUUAUUUGAUAUAUGUGUACAGUAACUAGGCUACUACAAUGAGUCAUAUUACACACGGUGACUAUGAUUCUGUUUAAAUCCAUAUCACCACUAGAUGUCAGGCUUAGCCUAGUCAUUAUAGCUUCUACCCGUAUCUCUAUGGCACUGACUCAUUUGGCCCUAAGCCUGAGGAUUCCCCUUUGUUAAGAGGGUCAUUGUUGGAAUCUACCCUUUCAUAAGGAAUAUCAGUUAUUGUUUUUUUUUUUCACGAACAUCACUUACUCUUGUAAUGUUUUGUUUUUCAUGUUAUGAUAUCACUGGUGGGCAUGGCGGGUCUAAUGCACUGAUCCACCAAUGCAUUUCUCAAAGGAUUCUGAGGAGCGCUUUGCCUUCCUGGCCGAAUGGUACGACCCCAGCGCGGCGCUCCUGCGGCGCUACCAGCUGCUGUUUUACCCCAGAGACGACUCUGUGGAGAUGUUUGACAUGAAGAACCAGCGCACCUUUCUGCGGAGGACGAAAUACGACGAGCUUCACCUAGAAGACCUUUUUGUGGGCAACCGCAUUAAUGUGUUUUCCCGUCAGCUUAAUCUGAUUGGCUACGGGGACCAGUACACAGCCAACAAACUGGGAAGCAAAAAAGAAAGGACAUUGGCCAUGAUCAAGCCAGAUGCAGUCACCAAAGUGGGAGAUAUAAUACAGUUGAUUUAUGAAGCCAACCUUAUCAUCACAAAAGCCAAGAUGACAAAGUUGACUUGGAAGCAGGCGGCAGACUUUUACACGGAACAUCAGUCAAAGUCUUUUUUCAAUAACCUGCUGCAGUUUGUGACCUCUGGUCCGGUCAUCGCCAUGGAGCUGAUGGGCGACGAAGCUGUGUCUGUCUGGCGGAAGCUUCUAGGCCCGACAGACUCCUCUGUGGCACGGAAAGAGGUGGUGUCCAGCCUGCGUGCUCAGUUUGGCACAGAUGGCACCAGAAACGCCGCACACGGUUCUGACUCGCUGGCAUCUGCUGCGAGGGAACUGGAAUUUUUCUUCCCAUCCACAGCUGGCCACGGACCCCCUAACACAGCCAAAUACACAGACAGCACAUGCUGUGUCAUCAAGCCACACGCCAUCUCCGAGAUCUUGACCGGAAAAAUCCUGGGAUCCAUCAUAGAUGCAGGUUUUGAAAUCACAGCGUUGCAGAUGAUCAACAUGGACCGUGCCAACGCUGAAGAAUUCUUUGAAGUUUAUAAAGGGGUUGUGACGGAGUACACGGGGAUGGUGGUGGAGCUCUGCUCCGGACCGUGCAUGGCUCUGGAGAUUCACGCCUCAGAUGCAGCCAGAGCCUUCCGACAGUUCUGUGGACCAGCCGACCCGGAGAUCGCUCGACACCUCCGACCCAGUACUUUAAGAGCGUUGUACGGCAAGAACAAAGUUCAGAACGCUGUCCACUGCACAGACUUGCCUGAGGACAGUGUCUUGGAGGUACAAUAUUUCUUCAAGAUUUUAGAUGGAUGAUUGUUUGUUUGUUUGUUUGUAAAAGCUAUGUAAAUAAAAACAAAAAUUGAGUCUGA